UGGCGGCGCACACCUCCUCUGGUCCAGACAACGUGUGCUUAUUACCUGUCCCAGUAUCCUAGGAAUGUGCCCCGAAUGGGGAUGCCUCGCUUCAUGUAUGGAUUCUAGGUCCAUAGCAAAACACCAAACCUCAUAUUGAUUGGAUCAGGUUCACAACAGAAAGCCGAUCGACGAUGGCGGAAACAGUUUUCUCACUGCUUCCGGAUGACGUUAUUCUACACAUCUUCCUUUAUCUCCAAGACGAUCCCCGACACUGGGCUCGCCUCGCCUGUGUCUGCACCAAAUUUUCCUCCUUUAUUCGCAAUUUUUGCUGCAAAAUCAAGUGCUCUCAUACAAUCCCUUCCGUCGUCUCCGAUCUUCUCUUCGAUUCUUCUGUUCCGCCCGGUGGCUGGGCUUCUCUGCAAAAGCUCGCCGUCUGCUGUCCCGGCCUCCUUCACGCCGGCGUUCCCUUAGAGAGCUCCGAUUUCGGGCUGGAGCGUGAGUUCGGCCAGGAUGAGGGUUACCAGCGAUCGCCUUCCCCGCACGCAAUCACACCUUCCCAAGAAAUCUUCACCAAUCGAUCGAAUGGUUCUUCAGAUGUGGGUGCGUCUGGUUCUAAUUCUCACUGGUCUCUAUGUGAUUAUCUGUAUAAUGAUACCGUCUAUAAUGCUUCUGAAUCCAAAGAUGGUCCGGAACCCCAAUUAUUUGAAGAGGCUGGGAAAGGCGCUGUCAAGGUCGAUCGGGAAUUCUCUUCGUGUAAAAGAAGGAAGAUUUGCAUAUCCCUGAGGUCGCGGUCGCAUUUGGCUUCUGGAAUAUGGAACUUGAGCAGAGAGCAGGGGAACAAGCUGCUUGCUAGACAGUUUCGAGAUGAUUGUCUGUAUAUUUGUGAUUGGCCUGGCUGUCUGCACAGCGAGGAGAAGAGAAACUACAUGCUAUUCAGAGGAAUUUUCAAGAAUUUUAGGCGGACCAGGGUGUGGAGGACAAUCAACGAUGGGAAUCGGAAAAAGAUUGCUCUGUGUUGUGCCUUUUGCCAAUGCAAGGAGACUUGGGAUUUACAUUCUGCAUUCUGUUUAAGGCGAUUUUUCGGAUUCCAUGACGAUGGCGAACCAGUUGUUCGAGCUUAUGUUUGUGAAAAUGGCCACGUCUCUGGAGCAUGGACCGAUUUGCCGUUAUAUGCUUGAUGCCAAGUAUAAGUUUUAAAUUGGUGCUGUAGUUAGGUUGAAGGUUUCCUCUUGAAUUCCUGAUUAGUUGUCUAAUGAUAUGCUAGUUCAGUAUAGAUAAUAUGCUGUUUGGAUUAGUAAGUGAUUAGUAUGCGCAAAGCUUGUGCAAGCAUUAUGUUACAAUUCUUACAUUUAUUAUGCACUCAUUCUUUCUCUGUGCCUUUGCUCUCCGUUGUUUUAGUUCCCAUGCCCUGGUUCGUUUCUAAUGUAAAUCGUUUUGUGGGUUUGGCGGACUGAUUAGUGUUU
Neltuma alba is the source of this 1445-nucleotide messenger RNA. RefSeq names its product phytochrome A-associated F-box protein-like. The transcript has a single exon. The record is from RefSeq and is a predicted model, not a curated record. The coding region runs from base 174 to 1160 and encodes 328 amino acids. Gene Ontology annotation, molecular function: protein binding. NCBI's taxonomy places the organism in Eukaryota, Viridiplantae, Streptophyta, Magnoliopsida, Fabales, Fabaceae.